This is a messenger RNA of Rhea pennata, 957 nucleotides long. RefSeq names its product olfactory receptor 14A16-like. The transcript has a single exon. The coding region runs from base 25 to 957 and encodes 310 amino acids. Gene Ontology annotation, cellular component: membrane. The record is from RefSeq and is a predicted model, not a curated record. Lineage: Eukaryota; Metazoa; Chordata; Aves; Rheiformes; Rheidae. Gene Ontology annotation, biological process: G protein-coupled receptor signaling pathway. Gene Ontology annotation, molecular function: odorant binding; olfactory receptor activity; G protein-coupled receptor activity.
GUCUCCAAUGCUCAGAGGAAGCAAAUGCACAACAGCAGCUCCAUCAGUGAGUUCCUCCUCCUGGCAUUUGCGGACACGCAGGAGCUGCAGCUCUUGCACUUCUCCUUCUUCCUGGGCAUCUACCUGGCUGCCCUCCUGGGCAAUGGCCUCAUCAUCACAGCCAUAGCCUGUGACCACCACCUCCACACCCCCAUGUACUUCUUUCUCCUUAAUCUCGCCGUCCUUGACCUUGGCUCCAUUUCCACCUCUGUCCCCAAAUCCAUGGCCAAUUCCCUCUGGAACACCAGGGCCAUUUCCUACUAUGGAUGUGCUGCCCAGGUCUUCCUGGUUGUCUUCUUACUUUCCGCAGAGUAUUCUCUCCUCACUGUCAUGGCCUAUGACCGCUACGUUGCCAUCUGCAAACCCCUGCACUACGGGAUCCUCAUGGACAGCAGAGCUUGUGUCAAAAUGGCAGCAGCUGCUUGGGCCAGUGGGUUUCUCAAUGCUCUCCUGCACACUGCUAACACAUUUUCACUACCACUCUGCCAAGGCAUCACAGUUGACCAGUUCUUCUGUGAAAUCCCCCAGAUCCUCAAGCUUUCCUGCGCAGAAUCCUACCUCAGGGAAGUUGGGCUUAUUGUGGUUACUGCCUGCUUAAUCUUUGGGUGCUUUGUUUUCAUUGUGCUAUCGUAUGUGCAGGUCUUCACUGCUGUGCUGAGGAUCCCCUCCGAGCAGGGCCGGGGCAAAACCUUUUCCAUGUGCCUCCCACACCUGGCUGUGGUCUCCCUGUUUGUCAGCACUGUCAUCUUUGCCUACCUAAGGCCCUCCUCCAUCUCCUCCCCAGUUCUAGAUUUGGCGGUGGCUGUUCUGUACUCAGUGGUGCCUCCAACAGUGAAUCCUCUCAUCUACAGCAUGAGGAACAAGGAGCUUCAGGAGGCAGUGAGGAAACUCAUUCACAUGGUACUACUUCAGCAGUAA